CGGUUUAGGCAAAAUUGUGGGCUUUGAAUUUCACCUCCACCCGCGUGUAUAUCUCUUUAAGAGCUCGGCUUUUUUGGCUCUUCCUGGGGGGGUAGUUGGGGUGUGUGUCAUGAAAGAUUAGGGAGGAAGGAGAGAGAGAGAGAGAGACACUGCUGUCUGGUGUUCACUGACUUACAAAGAGGGGACGUAAAGCAGACUGAUCAAUUACAAUGCUGGCGCAUAGUUUAUGUUAUAACCGUAGAAAAUAAAAUAGCGGCGAAACAGGCUCUAUAGAAAGAGACAGAGGAGGCUGGGUGUCCUUUAUUUAAAACGACCACGAAAAGAAGAUACAGCCAUAAAUGCCGUUAUUCUUUUAAAUAACUGACAAAGAAACAAAGGCGCUACUAUAUCCUAUUGAUGUUUCUGCACAGUUGACCUCUGAAAAGGUUGUCGGCUAGUUCAGUCUUGUUUGCGUCUUUUGUAUUUAAUUGACUAGACUUAGCGCACGAUUUCUUUUUUUUUAUUUUUUAAAAACCGGAUUUGAAGUUUCCCGUCCUGAACGGAGCGGCGUUACAGACAAAUACUAGAACCGACCGAAGGGAGCAUGGCAGCAAUAACCAGCCCGGAAUCUAGUCCCCAACCCCGGGUAUACUUCCAGACGCCGCCGGGGAGCGAGCAGACAGAAAUACCCGUUCGGAAACAAGGGAGGGUGACGGUGAAAUACGACAGGAAAGAACUCCGAAAGAGGCUCAAUUUGGAAGAAUGGAUCAUUAACAGACUAACAGAGCUGUACGGCUGUGAGGAGGAAGCGAUCCCAGAGCUGGAAAUUGAUGUUGAUGAACUGCUGGAUCUCCCGAGCGAGGACGACCGCGCCGCCACGGUCAAGGAGUUGUUGGUCGACUGUUACAAACCCACUGAAACUUUCGUGGCCGAGCUGCUCGAUCGAAUACGAGGGAUGCAGAAGCUGACCACGCCCCAGAAGAAAUGACGUCGGGCCAGGGGGGCGGAGUCCAGCUUUCUAUUUUUUAACGUCGAAAGACUUCGUUAGGAAAAAAAAGUGUCACCCUCUUAUUCUAGGUUUUUUUGAAAUUGCAAGCAUGUUUUUUUUAAUAAACACAUUUUUUUUUUCAAAUGUGUUUUAUACAAUGAACAGGGAGUCCCGUUAACCUAUUUUGAGGGUGGGGGCCAGCUUUGUGAUGUUUUUUUUUUUUUU
Acipenser ruthenus (sterlet) is the source of this 1192-nucleotide messenger RNA. Its product is annotated as protein phosphatase 1 regulatory subunit 14B-like. Gene Ontology annotation, molecular function: protein serine/threonine phosphatase inhibitor activity. The record is from RefSeq and is a predicted model, not a curated record. Gene Ontology annotation, biological process: regulation of phosphorylation; innate immune response. Lineage: Eukaryota; Metazoa; Chordata; Actinopteri; Acipenseriformes; Acipenseridae. The transcript is spliced from 4 exons. The coding region runs from base 584 to 967 and encodes 127 amino acids. Gene Ontology annotation, cellular component: cytoplasm.